AUGUCGACUACUGUAACAUACUCAAUUGUAUCAACUGUAAACAAUGUCACUUUACAACUCAUUCGUUUUGAUUGUGGGCAAAUCUACCUUUGCUUCAUAAAUAAUCGAGUAAUAUUUACGAUCCCUACAGUUAGAUACCUCCUAAGCAAUGGCAGAAGAAGAGCUUCACAAACAUGCUUUAUCUUGUUUCGGAAUGUUAUACAGGAUUGCGUCACUGCAUUAAACCUGAGGGUUGAAAGACACGAUCUAUCCCGACACGCGGGUAGCUUGUGGAAUCAGCUAAAAAAUUGUGAUAUUCUUCUAAUAGAAGAAUUUCGGCGUGUAGCCAAUCUUGCUGCUCAACAUUUCUAUUCUGAAAUCCGAAUAGUAAACGUAAAUAUGAAUAUUCAAUUUAUGAAUAUUCCAGUUAUGAAUAUCCCAGCUACGGUUCGUCCGUCAACUAAUAUACCGAUUAAGAUCAACGAUGACGAAAACGUUCGUGAAUUAUUAAAAGACCUUUUCGCUGAGGUCUUACCCCCUCCCGAUUUUCAUCAAUAA
This is a messenger RNA of Cetraspora pellucida, 537 nucleotides long. NCBI's taxonomy places the organism in Eukaryota, Fungi, Glomeromycota, Glomeromycetes, Diversisporales, Gigasporaceae. The record is from the annotation of a GenBank genome assembly.